This is a messenger RNA of Nymphalis io (European peacock), 2393 nucleotides long. RefSeq names its product cholinesterase 1-like. The transcript is spliced from 3 exons. NCBI's taxonomy places the organism in Eukaryota, Metazoa, Arthropoda, Insecta, Lepidoptera, Nymphalidae. Bases 30 to 1694 code for a protein of 554 amino acids. The record is from RefSeq and is a predicted model, not a curated record.
UAUACGCUACGGACGAUAGUCGUGUUGACAUGUGGUUUUACGCAGUUGCUAGUUACAUUUUUCUGAUCAGCAACGUUUUGUCUGAUGAAACCGAAUCACGUGUAAUAGUCACAGCUCAGGGUCCGGUGCGGGGCUUCAAGGAUCCUAAUGAAGAUAUAUUUGUAUAUUAUGGCAUUCCUUACGCCACAGCACCGACUGGUUCACAGAAAUUCAAGGCUCCGCUUCCGCCGAGUCAAUGGCCGGAGCCAUUUGAUGCAGUUGACUUAAAAGUGGUGUGCCCGCAACCAGAUACCUUCGGGUUACUUCCACAAAACAAACUAAUGAAAGAAGACUGCCUUAUUGCGAGUAUCUUUGUGCCCGAUACAGAUGAAAAAAAUCUACCAGUAGUAGUAUACGUUCAUGGUGGCGGAUUUAUACUUGGUUAUGGAAAUCUAAUUACUCCUAAAAAGCUUGUUAAUAGUAAACGAAUAAUUGCGGUAACAUUUAAUUAUAGACUCGGGCCGCACGGCUUUCUCUGUCUGGGCACUGAAGAUGCACCCGGUAAUGCAGGUAUGAAAGACCAGGUGGCAUUGCUGCACUGGGUCAGAGCUAAUAUUGAGAGUUUUGGUGGUAAUCCUCAUGAAGUUACGAUCGUUGGACAAAGCGCUGGAGCUGCCUCCGUGGGACUCUUAAUGAUUUCGAAGAUGGCGAGAGGUUUAUUUAAUAAAGUAAUACCAGAAAGCGGUGAAAUAAUUGCCCCGUUCAGUGUCCAACUGAACCCUAUUGAUAAUGCAAGAGAAUACGCAAAAUUGUUAAAUUUUGAUGAUGUAGAUGAUAUUUCUACAUUAGAAAGCUUUUAUAAAAAUGCCUCAUACGAACUUUUACAAUCUGUGGACAAUUUACAUAGAGCUGAUUUUACUGCGCCCGUCGCGCCGUGUGUAGAACGUGACAUCGGACAAGAAAGAUUUCUAGAAGAUUAUCCUCUUAGUAUAUUGAAAAAGGGUGAUUUUGUAAAAUUACCCAUAUUACCCGGUUUUACUGAUAUGGAAGGACUGUGCCAUGUACCAGUUUUCGAUCAAUGGAAGAACAAAAUGAAUAAUAAGUUUGAAGAUUUUCUUCCAGCCGAUUUGCAAUUUACAAGUGAAAAUGAAAAAUAUAAAGUCGCACAAAAUAUUAAAAAGUUUUAUUUCAACGAUAAGCCUGUAGAUGAAAAUACAAUUUUAAAUUAUAUUAAUUAUGGUACAGACGUAUCAUUCAUCUGUCCAACAUUAAGGACUAUAAAACUAUUGUUAGAAGCGGGUAACAACCAGGUAUACUUGUACGAGUACGCUCACACCGACAUCAGCACGCCGUUAAUACCGCACACAAAACGUAAGGGUGCAGAUCAUUGUGCACAGUCAUUAGUAAUUGCAGAUGGAAUUAAUAUAACUCAUAGCGAUGAAAAUGGUAUUUCAAAUGACUUGAAAAAAUGGAAAAACACGAUGAGAGAAAUAUGGCUCAAUUUUAUUACUAAAGGAAAACCAGAAAGCUCCGAUAUUCCUGAAUGGUUACCAGUGAGCGGCGACGGAAUCCCCUACAUGGUUUUGAAUCAAGAAUCCCAACUAAAAUAUGUGAUUAAAGAGCGGUGUGCUUUCUGGGAGGAGAUUUACAACCAACAUUAUCGGAACCCUGUUCCACCUACGCCACACCCAUCGCCAAUAAAAACUGAACUGUAGAAAUAGACGACUAGCACUAAAAAAGGUUUUACGUUAUAUACACAUAUGGUAAAUGUUUAUUCUAUACCGAUUAUAUAAUAAUUAGAAAAUAUGUUCCAUUAUUAUCACACUAGUUCCAAUUAUAUAAUAAAUAUGUAUUUUAUGGAUCUUAUCAUAUAUAAUCAGAAUCCCAUAGACAAUGAUGAAGUUAAUAAAUCAAUUGGGCAUAUAUUAAUAAUAUUACAUAAUUAAAAUACGAAAUUUAAAAUUGAAUCCGUUUAUUACACAUGAGUACCUCAAAGUACUUUAUUGUAAAUAAGUAAUUUGCCGUUUUAUAUUACCUACUUUCUAGUUAAUUCCUACAUUCACAAUUCUUUAACGACACAAUCGGCUGGUACCACUAUACCGCCUGUUAGCAUCGUAGGGCCAUGAGCGUCUCUGGCGGGAUCAAUUUUGCACUAACCUAUACUUAUUUUCUACGAAGAAGAACGACACUUCCCGCGGUUGCAGCGGAGUCCCGAGUGAAGAUGAACGGUUUUGUUCCUCUAACGACGUUAAUCGAGCUAGAAUGUGACGCAUUUGUUCUGUUAAGACUUUAUCAAAGUUUUUCUACGAAGAAGAACGACGUAACUAUGAAUAUGUACUUAAUAAUUAAUUUAAGAAUGAAAAUAGUUGUUACUAGUAUGUAGACUUAAUAAAACUCGAGUUUUUUCUAUGCCA